AUGAGCUGUUUUCUUUUUUCAGAUCCUGAGAGUCAGACCUUGAAAGAACAUUUAAUUGAUGAAUUGGACUAUGUAUUGGUCCCAACAGAGGCCUGGAAUAAAUUACUAAACUGGUAUGGCUGUGUAGAAGGCCAGCAGCCCAUUGUCAGAAAAGUGGUCGAGCAUGGCCUGUUUGUCAAGCACUGCAAGGUGGAGGUGUAUUUGCUGGAACUGAAGCUCUGUGAGAACAGUGACCCCACCAACGUGCUGAGUUGCCAUUUCAGCAAGGCAGACACCAUCGCAACCAUUGAGAAGGAGAUGCGGAAGCUGUUCAAUAUCCCUGCUGAGCGUGAAACACGACUAUGGAACAAAUACAUGAGCAACACCUAUGAGCAGCUGAGCAAGCUAGACAACACUGUCCAGGAUGCUGGGCUCUACCAGGGUCAGGUGCUAGUAAUUGAGCCCCAAAAUGAAGAUGGCACAUGGCCGAGGCAGACCUUACAGUCAAAAAUAACAAGACGGAAAAACUCACCUCAAAAAAGAGAACAAGAGGCGACAAAAGCAGCUUACGUGCUCUUUUACCAACGUCGAGAUGAUGAAUUUUAUAAGACGCCUUCACUCGUCUGUUUUCCUGGAUCCUCUGAGGGAGGGACGAGCCCAGGCAGCUCGCAGCAAGGCACAGGGGACGAUGAGGCUUGCAGCAUGGACACCAACUGA
This is a messenger RNA of Leptonychotes weddellii (Weddell seal), 696 nucleotides long. NCBI's taxonomy places the organism in Eukaryota, Metazoa, Chordata, Mammalia, Carnivora, Phocidae. The record is from RefSeq and is a predicted model, not a curated record.